Molecule: messenger RNA, 2014 nt
Organism: Carya illinoinensis
Lineage: Eukaryota; Viridiplantae; Streptophyta; Magnoliopsida; Fagales; Juglandaceae
Product: low affinity inorganic phosphate transporter 1-like
Exons: 2
Coding region: 267-1835 (522 amino acids)
Biological process (GO): phosphate ion transport; transmembrane transport
Cellular component (GO): membrane
Molecular function (GO): phosphate transmembrane transporter activity
Source: RefSeq, a predicted model, not a curated record
UCAACUUCCUUCGCUCCACACACAGCUCCUAGUCCUCUGUUUCCUCUCUCUGUCUCUCGCGUUCUGGUGGACAAUCUCUUUGGUAUUGCUCGACGUACGCCAUUUUCUUUCGCGCAUUGCAUUUAACAUGUGUUGUUGUACGUGAAAAAGCAAGGCGCUGGAGGACUCUCAGUACUCUCCUCGCUAGUACAGUAAAGGCAAAAGGAUACUAGAGUUAAGGCACUUUAAGACGGUACAAGAGCUCCUGUGACUGAGAAGGCCUAGUCAUGACUAAGGAACUCCAAGUGCUUAAGGCCCUUGAUGUUGCCAAAACACAAUGGUACCAUUUCACAGCAAUUGUGAUCGCUGGCAUGGGCUUUUUCACUGAUGCAUAUGAUCUCUUUUGCAUCUCUCUGGUGACCAAACUGUUGGGCCGCUUGUACUAUUACAAGGCUGGCUCUCCUGAUCCUGGCUCUCUGCCUUCAAAUGUCUCGGCUGCUGUCAAUGGCGUUGCCCUCUGCGGAACCCUUGCAGGGCAACUCUUCUUUGGCUGGCUCGGUGACAAAAUGGGCCGCAAAAGUGCAUAUGGCAUGACCCUCAUGCUCAUGGUCAUUUGUUCAAUUGCUUGUGGCCUUUCCUUUGGAAACAAUCCCAAAGCUGUUAUGGCUACACUGUGCUUCUUCAGGUUCUGGCUUGGCUUUGGGAUUGGCGGUGACUACCCGCUUUCUGCCACUAUCAUGUCCGAGUAUGCCAACAAGAAGACUCGGGGAGCCUUCAUUGCUGCAGUGUUUGCAAUGCAAGGUUUUGGAAUUCUGGCUGGUGGGAUGGUUGCUAUUAUAGUUUCAGCAGCUUUCAAGGCCAAAUACCCUGCCCAGGCUUAUAAAUUUGAUAAUAUUGGCUCCACUCCUCCAGAAGCUGAUUAUGUUUGGCGAAUAAUUGUAAUGUUUGGAGCAAUCCCAGCUGCACUUACAUAUUACUGGCGCAUGAAGAUGCCUGAAACUGCUCGUUACACUGCCUUGGUUGCCAAGAAUGCCAAACAGGCAGCUGCAGAUAUGACCAAAGUUCUGCAGGUUGAAUUGGAGACUGAACAGGAGAAAAUUGAUGACAGAGAACGGGGAAACGAUUUUGGUUUGUUCUCUGCGGAGUUUGUUUCCCGACAUGGGCUUCAUUUGGUAGGAACCACGACUGCUUGGUUCUUGUUAGAUAUUGCCUUCUACAGCCAGAAUUUGUUUCAGAAGGAUAUUUUCACUGGCAUUAAUUGGAUUCCUAAACCAAAAGAAAUGAGUGCCCUUGAGGAAGUUUUCCGAAUUGGCCGGGCACAAACUCUUAUAGCUCUCUGCAGCACUGUGCCAGGGUAUUGGUUUACUGUGGCAUUCAUUGACAAGAUCGGGAGGUUUGCUAUUCAAUUAAUGGGGUUUUUCUUCAUGACUGUAUUUAUGUUUGCCUUGGCCCUUCCUUAUCAUCACUGGACCUUAGAAGCCAACCGAAUUGGUUUCGUUGUAAUGUAUGCCCUCACGUUUUUCUUUGCAAAUUUUGGUCCAAAUGCCACAACAUUCGUCGUGCCAGCAGAGAUUUUCCCAGCAAGGCUAAGGUCAACAUGUCACGGUAUAUCAGCUGCAGCGGGAAAGGCUGGGGCAAUAGUUGGGGCAUUUGGAUUUCAGUAUGCAGAAAAGGGUAUUGGAGUGAGAAAUACACUUAUUACGCUUGGUGUAGUCAACUUUCUUGGGAUUGUCUUUACUUUCUUGGUGCCUGAAUCAAAAGGAAGAUCAUUGGAAGAAAUGUCUGGUGAAGCUGAGGAAGAACAUGAAGUUGAGGAAGAAAGUGAAGCCGCUCCAGAAGUCAAGGCAGCAGGCUAGUCAUGACCUUAGAACUGUCUAAUAUGCUCUUUACAUAUAGCCUAAACAUGGAAUAAGCUCUUUUUCACGUUGGUUGCUUUUCUACAUGUCCUAUUUCCCAUUUGUGACCUGUCUUCUCUGCAAUCAACCAUAGUUCAUAUAAUAAAACAUCAUUUGCUGAUUGUUGUGUGAAAGUAAAA